AUGCCAGGUCUUAGAAGAAAAAAACUGAAGUCGUUUGCACUAGAGGUUGAUACUGCAGAUUUGCUUAGGAUUGCACGUGCUACCUUCAAUAAGGCAGUUGGAAUUGUAGGGUUUGGAAAGGGUGCCCUCUGGUUCCCUUCACAGUUGGGCUCUCUUCUGAGCUAUAAGGGAUUCUCUUACUGUCUAAUAAGCUAUCGUUUUGAACAUAGUUCUAAUGUUUCUAGUCCUUUGAUAUUGGGUGCAUCUGAAAGCAUUUAUAGUGGAUCAAUGCAAUAUACCCCCAUGCUAGACAAUCCCAUGUAUCCAAACUAUUACUACAUUGGUCUCCAAGGGAAUAGUAUUGAUAACACAUAUUUAGAGGUCCCAUUGAGCUUGCAGGGAUUCCAUUCAGAGGGUAAUGGAGGUAUGAUUAUUGACUCUGGAACCACCUAUACCCAUCUUCCCGAAACAUUUUAUGAAAAAAUUCUCACUACUUUACAAGAAAUAAUUCCUUAUUCCAGAUCUCAUGAGUAUGAGAAACCAAGUAUAGAGGACGUUGGCAUUGGGCCUGCUGCAAUCUUUGGCAACUUUCAGCAGCAAAACUUUCAAGUUUUCUAUGAUUUGGAGAAGAUGAGAAUUGGAUUUUAG
Cryptomeria japonica (Japanese cedar) is the source of this 627-nucleotide messenger RNA. RefSeq names its product aspartic proteinase nepenthesin-2-like. The transcript is spliced from 4 exons. Gene Ontology annotation, biological process: proteolysis. NCBI's taxonomy places the organism in Eukaryota, Viridiplantae, Streptophyta, Pinopsida, Cupressales, Cupressaceae. Gene Ontology annotation, cellular component: extracellular region. The coding region runs from base 1 to 627 and encodes 208 amino acids. Gene Ontology annotation, molecular function: aspartic-type endopeptidase activity. The record is from RefSeq and is a predicted model, not a curated record.